Aureobasidium namibiae CBS 147.97 is the source of this 1698-nucleotide messenger RNA. Its product is annotated as natural resistance-associated macrophage protein. The record is from RefSeq and is a predicted model, not a curated record. Gene Ontology annotation, molecular function: cadmium ion transmembrane transporter activity; manganese ion transmembrane transporter activity. Gene Ontology annotation, biological process: iron ion transport; intracellular manganese ion homeostasis. NCBI's taxonomy places the organism in Eukaryota, Fungi, Ascomycota, Dothideomycetes, Dothideales, Saccotheciaceae. Gene Ontology annotation, cellular component: membrane. The transcript is spliced from 2 exons. Bases 1 to 1698 code for a protein of 565 amino acids.
AUGAAUCGACCAUCACACGAAGACGACGGCUGGGACCAUCCGGAGUGGAACCAGAAUCCGCCUGCUCUGGCCGGAGACUUGACGACAAACAACGACCUGAAUGGUGUUGUCAACUCCAGACGAAACCGUGACCGGAGAAUUGAUGACGACGACUUGAAUCGCAUCCAUCCAGAGCCAUACGAACUCGCGGAUGUCAAUCGCAAAGGCAAAGCAUUGCCUCGGGUCACGGAAGACCCGUACCCUGGCCCGAGUGGCCACCAUCCGGGGCGCUCGUCGUCGUCUGCGUCGACGUUGCGCUCCGCCGAGAUGCCUGUGUCCGGUGGCAGGCGUCUCGGCAACCGCAUCAGGUACGUCCUGGCCAAGUACGCAAAGUUCGUCGGCCCAGGCGUCAUGAUCUCAGUCGCCUAUAUCGAUCCCGGAAACUAUUCUACUGCUGUUGCAGCUGGCUCUACUUUUCGGUUUAGGCUUCUUUUCAUAGUCUUCUUGUCCAACAUCUUUGCAGUCUACCUGCAAUGCUUGUGUGUCAAGCUAGGCUCAGUUACUGGUAUGAAUCUCGCAGAGAUGAUCAGGGCCCAUUGUCCUCGAUGGCUUAACUGGAUUCUCUAUCUUUUCGGAGAAGCAGCGAUCAUCUGCACUGAUAUUGCAGAAGUAAUUGGUACUGCUAUUGCUUUGAAUCUCCUUUUCCAUGUUCCCUUGGUAGCUGGUUGCGCCAUCUCCAUUGUGGACGUCCUUGUAAUCCUACUGUUCUACAAUCCAUCUGGCAGCGUUCGAGGUGUUAGAAUUUUCGAAGGCUUUGUCGCUUUAUUGGUCAUUGGUGUCGUGGUUUGCUUUUGCUACCAACUCUCCUUGAUCACAAACACAUCAGUUGGUGAUGUCUUCCGUGGCUAUCUCCCAUCCUCGGCUAUUGUCAAAUCUAAGGGUCUAUAUCAGUCGUGUGGAAUCUUGGGUGCAACUGUCAUGCCUCACUCGCUUUAUCUGGGCUCUGGAAUCGUGCAGCCACGUCUCAAGGAAUAUGACAUGGAACACGACAACAUCCCUGCCGCUUCUGACGAUGAUAGCGGUCCGGUUAAGUACCGCCCCAGUGUGGCAGCUGUUCGCUCUUGCAUGAAGUAUUCCAUCGUAGAGCUUUCGACCUCACUCUUCAUCUUCGCCCUAUUCGUCAACAGCGCCAUCCUAAUCGUCGCAGGAGCUUCUCUCUACAAUUCUGAUGCUGCUAGUGCCGAUCUCUUCGGCAUCCACAAACUGCUAGCUCACCAGCUUGCCCCUGUCGCAGGAACCAUCUUUGCUCUGGCUUUGCUUCUCUCCGGUAUUUCAGCUGGUAUCGUCUGCACGAUCGCUGGUCAAAUGAUCUGCGAGGGACAAUUGACAUGGCAAGUCAAGCCUUGGGUGCGCCGUCUGAUGACACGCUCGAUUUCCAUUACGCCUUCCAUCAUCAUUGCCGGUGCUGUGGGUCGGGAUGGGCUUUCUGCUGCGCUGGACGGCUCGCAGGUUGCUCUCAGUGUCAUCCUGCCAUUCGUCAGUGCACCUUUGAUCUAUUUCACUUGCCGUGAGAGAUACAUGACCAUGUCUGCUAGCAAUGGCGACCUGAUCAGUAUGCACAAUCAUUGGUUUACUGCGAUCAUUGCCAUUUUGAUUUGGACCAUAAUUGUGGUCAUGAAUGUCGCGCUCUUGGUCCUGCUCGGCUUAGGUGUUGAUUAG